AAGUCCUCUACUUUCGGCUAACGGUCCAGUGUGCCCUUACAUAUCUCUGAAGAGGGAAACCGAUGGAGAUAAUCAAAUAUUUUUAGAAAACUGUUGCAGAGAAAGGACCCGCUGCAAUAUGCCCGCACAGCACGACGAAGGGACGGAAUAAAAAGCUCUUGUUGUGUCUUGAAAAGUUCUGCCUGCCAGUUGUUUUAACCCAACUCGACUCUGAAUAAUACGCAGUGGCCGCUGGACCAGUUGCUGCGCGGCGCGAUGGCUGCUCAGUGCGACACUUUGAGCGGGUAUUUACAGCAGUCGGACCAGGGCUCCAACAGCGAGCGGAGCACAGACUCUCCUCUGCCCGGCUCCGAGGAGGACUUGAGCGGACCGCAUCCAUUACCCGACCCGGAGUGGAUGGAGGAGAGGUUUCGAGUGGACCGGAAGAAGCUGGAGGUCAUGUUACUGGCUGCCUCGGAGGGGAGAGUCAACGGCGGUGAGGAUUUCUUUCAGAAGAUCAUGGAUGAAACCCAAACACAGAUAGCCUGGCCGUCCAAACUGAAAAUAGGAGCCAAGUCCAAGAAAGAUCCACAUAUCAAGGUGUGUGGAAAAAGGGACAACGUAAGGGAAGCUAAAGAAAGAAUCAUGUCCGUCCUAGACACAAAGAGUAACAGGGUGACUCUGAAGAUGGACGUCUCUCACACUGAACACUCCCAUGUCAUCGGAAAAGGAGGAAACAACAUCAAGAGAGUGAUGGAGGAGACAGGCUGUCAUAUCCACUUCCCCGACUCCAACCGCAACAAUCAGGCAGAGAAAAGCAACCAGGUGUCCAUCGCAGGUCAGCCAGCGGGAGUGGAAGCAGCCCGGGUAAAAAUAAGGGAGCUCCUUCCACUGGUUUUGUCAUUUGAACUUCCAGCCAUCAUGCAGGCAGACCCCAGCUCGCCCACUGUCCAGCACAUCUCUCAAACCUACAACCUCACCGUGUCCUUCAAGCCCCCCACCCGCCUCUACAGAGCGACUGGAGUGGUACGCGGGUCACAGAAUAACGCCAAUGCAGUCAAGAGGGGCACUGCCCUGCUGCUGGAGCAUCUGGCUGGCAGCCUGGCGAGCACCAUCUCAGUCACCACACACCUGGACAUUGCACCCCAGCAUCACCUCUUCAUGAAGGGACGCAAUGGAAGCAACAUCAAGCACAUCACCCAGAGAACAGGGGCACAGAUCCACUUCCCUGACCCGAACAGCCCCCAGAAGAAGUCCACCGUCUACAUCCAGGGCACCAUCGAGUCUGUGUGUCUGGCACGCCAGUAUCUCAUGGGCUGCUUGCCGCUGGUCUUAAUGUUCGACAUAAAGGAAGAUAUUGAGGUGGAGCCACAGUGUAUCACAGCACUAAUGGAACAACUGGACGUAUUCAUCAGCAUAAAGCCCAAGCCAAAACAGCCAAGCAAGUCGGUGAUAGUGAAAAGUGUGGAGAGGAAUGCCGUGAACAUGUACGAAGCCCGGAAGUUCGUGCUAAGACUGGAAAGCAACGGAGUGUCUUGCUCAUCGCCCCCCAUGGCAGUAAACCCCGCCCCCAACGGCCCCUCCCCCUCCCUCAUCUGCCCUGUUGGCCUGGACAUCUUGGCCUCAGCUGGACUGGGGCUCAGCAAUCUGGGUUUUCUGAGUGCGGCUGCUCCUCACUCCCUCAGCAGUUCUCCCAAUGCGGUGCUCAACAGUUUAAACAGCUCCAUGAGUCCUCUGCAGACCCCCAGCCCCACCACCCCCGUGCACUCCCCCUCUAUGUGGCCAAGCUCUCUCACCAGCACCCAAGCCUUCUCAUCUCAGCUCAUGCUCCACCCGGCGACGCAGGCCACGCUCAGCAGUAUCCUAUUGUCAGGGGUGCAGGGCUACACCCAGAGCACUCCCUCCCCUCCACCCGGCCUCGCCCCCAUCGACAAACAGCCCAACGGGGUGCCUGACUGCUCCAAGGCCUGCACGCUCAACGGACACGUCAAACAUCCUAGCUCGGUAUACACAAGAAUAACAACUGCAUCACUUGCGGAAACUGUUUUGAGUCCCCCUCCGUGUGACCCCGUGCAGGAGGCCAGUGGACACAACCCCUCAGAGCCACUAUCAAGCAAGUCCAACCCAGACGAAGGCUCUGACACGUUUGUGGAGGUGGGCAUGCCCAGAAGCCCCUCUCACUCGGCCAAUGGGAGCGAGCUGAAGCAGAUGCUGGCAUCAUGUAAAACAUCAUCAGGGAAAAGGCAGGCCGUGGAGCUGCUGCAGGGAACAAAGAACUCACAUUUACAUUCAGAUUGCCUCCUGUCAGAUGCAGAGUCCAGUUCUUCAGACAGUCCAGUGGCGGAUAAGAAGGCACCAGGAAGUGAGCGCGCAGCUGAGAGAGCUGCCCAGCAGAAUGAGCGGGACAGAAUCCGACUGGCUCCGCAAUCUUCAUUUGCAAACAUGCAGGCUUUCGACUAUGAACAGAAAAAGCUGUUGGCAACCAAAGCGAUGUUGAAGAAGCCAGUGGUGACUGAGGUGCGGACUCCUACCAACACUUGGAGCGGACUGGGGUUUUCCAAGUCCAUGCCAGCAGAAACCAUCAAAGAACUGCGGAGGGCUAAUCACGUGUCCUACAAACCCAGCAUGAGCACUACAUAUGAGGGCUCUCCGCUGUCCUUAUCACGGUCCAACAGUCGUGAGGGCAUUGGAAGUGGCAGUGACUCAGAUAACUGGAGAGAGAGGAAUGGCACCGCUAAUGGGAUCGGUCACAAUGAGUUCUCCAGUGCUGUCAGUAGCCCCAAGAGGAAGCAGAACAAAUCUGCAACAGAGCAUUACCUGAGCAGCAGCAACUACAUGGAUUGCAUCUCCUCUGUAACCGGAAGCAACGGCUGCAGCCUCAACUGCUCCACGAAAGGCUCUGACCUGCCCGAACUUUUCAGCAAAUUAGGCUUGGGAAAAUACACAGAUGUUUUCCAGCAACAAGAGAUUGAUCUUCAGACGUUUUUGACACUAACAGACCAGGACCUGAAAGAACUGGGGAUCACUACUUUUGGAGCGCGGAGGAAAAUGCUGCUUGCUAUUUCAGAAUUGAACAAAAACCGGAGGAAGCUGUUUGAGCCUCCCAUCCGGUCCUCGUUCCUGGAGGGAGGGGCGAGUGGACGUCUGUCUCGCCAGUUUCACGACAUGGCCAGUGUCAGUGGGCGCUGGUAGACUCUACGCCAACAUGAACCGUCCAGUAGGAAGACCAGGACCCACAGUGCCUCUACCGUCCAAGCUCUAACUCCCGCCCACCAGCUGUUUACCCAAGGGCUCUUAGUAUUGUUACCAUAUAGUAUAAUUAUAAAACAAGCCAUAGCUUUAAAUGAAGU
Boleophthalmus pectinirostris (great blue-spotted mudskipper) is the source of this 3329-nucleotide messenger RNA. RefSeq names its product protein bicaudal C homolog 1. Bases 256 to 3171 code for a protein of 971 amino acids. Lineage: Eukaryota; Metazoa; Chordata; Actinopteri; Gobiiformes; Gobiidae. Gene Ontology annotation, cellular component: cytoplasm. Gene Ontology annotation, molecular function: protein binding; RNA binding. The transcript is spliced from 21 exons. The record is from RefSeq and is a predicted model, not a curated record.